AUUUACAUUUACUUCUCACCAUCUUCUUCUGCUCUGUUCUCUCUAAAAAUGAUGAAAAUGAUCGUUUCGGUGGGUGUUUAUGACCAGAAAUCCAAGGAUAAAAUCAUGAAGAUUCUUAUUGGCUUAGCCGGGAUUGACUUUUCAUAUAUAGAUUUGAAAGAAGGCACACUAAUAGUGAUUGGAGAUGUUGAUCCAGUGGCGAUCGUUGCCAAACUCAGAAGGAAAUGGGGAAGAGCUAAUUUAACAUUAUUUGUACCUUGUACGAAUAGAGAAGUGAGGGAACUUGAAGCUCUACUCAGAUCUAACUCCAAUGUUUUUGAUCGUCUUCAUGUUCCUACACCUCCUCAUUCUAAUCAUAUUGUCAAUAGUCUCGGGCAAGGUUGUGUCAUUUGCUAAGAGAGUUACAAGGAACAAAAAAAUACAUAAAGGUAAAUUAAACUAUAGAUAUAGUUCAUCUUGAUUACUGUAUAAAGACAAUUACAUUGAUGAGAAUAAAGGAUGAAUUAUUGUUGAUC
Molecule: messenger RNA, 515 nt
Organism: Capsella rubella
Lineage: Eukaryota; Viridiplantae; Streptophyta; Magnoliopsida; Brassicales; Brassicaceae
Product: heavy metal-associated isoprenylated plant protein 15
Exons: 3
Coding region: 49-396 (115 amino acids)
Molecular function (GO): metal ion binding
Source: RefSeq, a predicted model, not a curated record